Messenger RNA from Colletotrichum spaethianum, 474 nucleotides. RefSeq lists its product as uncharacterized. The record is from RefSeq and is a predicted model, not a curated record. NCBI's taxonomy places the organism in Eukaryota, Fungi, Ascomycota, Sordariomycetes, Glomerellales, Glomerellaceae. The transcript has a single exon. Bases 1 to 474 code for a protein of 157 amino acids.
AUGUCGCUCACCAUACCAUUCCCAACCACCAGGUUCGGUCCUGGGUUCACGGUCCCCACUGCUGUGACGGUGACCGAGGGAGGACGAACCAUCACACUCACACCCACACCGACGACGGAUGCCAGCUCUAAUGCCUCGCCGUUUCCCGACAACAUCUUGCAACAGUCCGGUCUUGCUCCGGGGCAGAUCAUCGGCAUCACCGUGGGAGCCACCUCGAGCCUCGUCUUCUUCGUCGUCGCCCUCGUCUGGUUCUGGAACCGGAGGAGGGCGAGAGUGCUCGCUGCCCGCGACGAGGCCCUCGACACCGUCAUGGAGGACCCGGAAAAGCCCGACGAUGCCAUGGUGAUGGCGCACAACACCGGAGAGACGCUAGAACUCCCGGCACCAAGAGGCUUGCACGAGAUGCCCGAGACGCGAGAAGGGCCGCCCGUCGAGCUACCAGCUCCCGUCGAGAGGCACGAGAUGCCCGCCUAA